Molecule: messenger RNA, 3617 nt
Organism: Cyclopterus lumpus (lumpfish)
Lineage: Eukaryota; Metazoa; Chordata; Actinopteri; Perciformes; Cyclopteridae
Gene: slc38a2
Product: solute carrier family 38 member 2
Biological process (GO): L-glutamine transport; amino acid transmembrane transport
Molecular function (GO): L-glutamine transmembrane transporter activity
Source: RefSeq, a predicted model, not a curated record
ACCCCUCCUCCAGCAGAACAGGCUUUUCUCUCCGGGCGCACCGCAUCUUGGGAAUGUUUUGGUGUAAUUAGACAUAAAUAUAAAUCCUUUUUUCCUCGGUCAUUUUAUUCUAAGAGUGUCUUUUAUUAUUACUCGUCUUGAACGCGUUCAGCUGGUGUUUUCAAACGAAUCCCGUCUGUAAUAGGCCUUUUAAUUGAUUGAACUAUUUAUUCAUAUUCAAACCUAAAUACACCAGCAGGACCAGUCGGCGUUUGUGAAGAAAUCGACCGGACAUUUGCUUUGUGUGUGUGGGUUUUUUUUUUUUCCACUGAAAGGAUUUUACGGGCAUCCUGCCACAUCUUCUCAAGCAUGAAGCAGCAGUCUGCCAGAACCGAGAUGAGUCGCUUCAACAUCUCUCCCGAAGACGACAGCAGCAGCGCCAACAGCAACGAGUACACCUACUGUCCCACGGACUGUCCACAGAAGGUCCCACUGGGCGGCCAAUACUCUGACAUAGAAGCAGAGAGUCAGAACUUCCUCCCCGAACACAACCUGGGCAAGAAGAAGUAUGAGACCGAAUACCACCAGGGCAACGCCUCGUUCGGCAUGUCCGUCUUCAACCUGGGCAACGCCAUCAUGGGCAGCGGCAUCCUGGGUCUGUCCUACGCCAUGGCCAACACUGGCAUCGCCCUGUUUGUGAUACUCCUCGUGGCCGUCACCCAUCUCUCCUUGUAUUCUGUCCACUUGCUGCUGAAGACGGCCAACGAAGGAGGUGCGCUGGUGUACGAGCAGCUGGGUUACAAAGCCUUCGGGAUGCCGGGGAAGCUCGCCGCUUCCUGCUCCAUCACCAUGCAGAACAUCGGAGCCAUGUCAAGCUACCUCUACAUCGUCAAAUACGAGCUGCCCAUCGUCAUCAAAUCCUUUCUGACCAGUGCCAAUCAAGAAUGGUACACAACCAACGGUGACUUCCUGGUGAUGCUGGUGACGAUCGGCAUCAUCCUGCCCUUGUCGCUGCUCAGGAACUUGGGUUACCUUGGUUACACCAGUGGUCUGUCCCUGCUCUGCAUGGUGUUUUUUCUGAUCGUGGUGAUCAUCAAGAAGUUCCAGCUCCCGUGCCCGCUCCCCGAGGACAUCGGCGCUCUGAACGAAACAAUAAGCAAAAUGCUGAACGCCACCUUGUCCCACCUGAACACCACCGCCGUGGACUACAGCGACGACACCUGCACGCCCAAAUUUGUCUUUAACUCUCAGACCGUCUACGCCGUUCCCAUCCUGACCUUCGCCUUCGUGUGCCACCCCGCCAUCCUGCCCAUGUAUGAGGAGCUCAAAGACCGGUCUCGUCAGAAGAUGCAGGGCGUUGACGUGUCCUUCCUGGCCAUGUUCAUCAUGUACCUGCUGGCUGCCCUCUUCGGAUAUCUGACCUUCAACGUGCACGUGGAGCCUGAGUUGCUGCACACCUACUCCAAGGUCUACAAGUCUGACGUGGUCCUGCUGAUUGUCCGUCUGGCUGUGCUGACCGCUGUCACGCUCACCGUCCCCGUGGUGCUGUUCCCCAUCCGUACCUCUGUCAACCACCUGCUGUGCGCCUCCAAGGAAUUCAGCUGGAUCCGCCACACCAUCAUCACCGUGGUCCUGUUGGCCGGCACAAACGCCCUGGUCAUCUUUGUCCCCACCAUCAGGGACAUUUUUGGCUUCAUCGGCGCCUCUGCCGCUGCCAUGCUCAUCUUCAUCCUGCCCUCGGCUUUCUACAUCAAACUGGUCAAGAAGGAGUCCAUGAAGUCUGUGCAAAAGAUCGGGGCCUCCGCCUUCCUGCUGUUAGGCUUCUUUGUGAUGAUCGGCAGCAUGACCCUCAUCAUCCUGGACUGGAUCCACAACGCCACGGCUAGCCCGGUCGCACCCGCCGAUGGACACUAAAGCUCCCCUUCUCCCAGCCGAGGAGAGAGGAGGCUCUGGACUGCUACAACCGCGCAACCGACGAAGAUCAAACCUAUUGUAACCGAAGAAUAACACAAGAACUCACUUGAUGCUCUGCUUUGACUUCCUGAGCGACAAACCAUGCCAUUCCAAGAGAAUGUUUCGAACUUUGUACAGUAUGCUGUUAUAGGCCACAAAGAUGGUGUUUUACUUGUUUCUUCUCUUUUUAUUGUACAUUUUUGUCAUUGUUGUUUUUGCUCAAUUUCUUUUCUCUUUUUUGUUAUGCUCUUUUGUAGUUAUGGUACAGCUGAAAACAAAUAUUUGAAGGUGCCUCAAAGCAGAGAUGAACAUAGUCGUAGAGUUAAAAUGCAGCUUACACUCAGGUACGGCGUGCGGCUGUGACCUCAGAGCUCACCAACAACCAAUCCUGCUAAGAAACGUACGUGAACAUCCCGAAGAUUGACGAGGCCACUUCAAAGUUCAACCUCCUCAAGAGCGAGUCAGUUCCUUCCAACAUUUGUUGUUACUUUUUUUUUUACUUUGCCAAAAAUGUAUUUGUUUAGCAUCUUUGUAUAUUGAAAAGCACUUACUGUUCAGCACACUUGUGGAGAAAAACAGUGUCAGUUUUCACAGGCGAGGCCUACGACACCGCCUUCUGAGUAUUCAUACCAAGGCUUUGUGACCUUACUUAGAGUGUCGGCUUUCAAUGUAAAACCCAAUAUAAGUCAACAGAACCUGCCUUUUCAAACCCGACACUGGGAGCUGCAGAGUUUCUCAUUCGAGGACUCUCACAAAACUGUAUUUACUCUUUAAAAAACCUGCUGAGGAUCUUGUUGGAAUAGCGCGUUCAGUGACAACACUACUGCUUUGAGACCUGGAGGCCACUCAGCCUCCAGUGGAACUUAAUUUGUUUGUCCCUAAGGGAGAAUACUUUGAAUUUGACCACACGCAGUGGUUGUAAUAUACCUGUUAAACUUGCAGAAAACAACUAAAAACUAGAAGUCAGGUUUCCUAAACACGGACAACCAGUUUGUUAUAUUUUCAGUGUUUUUGUGUACAGUUGCGCAGUUUUCUGCUUUCGAAAUGUUUCACAAAGAAGAACUUGACGGCUCGACGCGGUGCUCGUUUCCCGUCGAGUCGUGAACCUGUCAUCCGACGGUGCACUGUGCUUCCAACACUAACUUACACACCAAACUGUUAUUGUCCAACAUCUAUUUAUGGAAGACCAUGAAAUCAAUGUAAUUUAAUCUAUUUUACUAUAUUUAUAAAAUAUUUUAUGUAUAUAUAUAUAUCUAUUGAGUUCAACUGUAUAUACGCUUUGUUUUGUUUGAAUUUUCUUUUUUCUCUUUUCUUUUUUUACAAUAAUGCAUUGGAGCUGUAAAACAAAGCGAAAAAUCCCCACGCCGGUGAAUUUGUGAUAUUGAAUUGUCUCCAACCGUUCAUCUCUGUUAAGACUGACUGCAUUAUCCUACUGUGUUGAUUCUGUGAAAACUGUGUUACAUGUGGAAGCCACCGACACAGCAGUCUUGUUUCCUUUUGGGCCCUUGAACAAGAACCAUCAGCAAAAUGUUCUUGAUGCACAUCUUGGUUGGAGAGUACGUCAGCCAUCUCUUGACUUCAGGAGCAAAGAGGGCUACGCCCACCAGUGUUACAGUCUUGUUUCAAUGAAACAUUAUGUACAUCCUGUAAAUAAUGUCCAAUUAAAAUAGAUAAAGAUAAACUAA